Molecule: messenger RNA, 2074 nt
Organism: Seriola dumerili (greater amberjack)
Lineage: Eukaryota; Metazoa; Chordata; Actinopteri; Carangiformes; Carangidae
Gene: rnf34b
Product: E3 ubiquitin-protein ligase RNF34-like
Exons: 8
Coding region: 68-1324 (418 amino acids)
Biological process (GO): protein K48-linked ubiquitination; proteasome-mediated ubiquitin-dependent protein catabolic process; negative regulation of extrinsic apoptotic signaling pathway via death domain receptors
Cellular component (GO): plasma membrane; cytoplasm
Molecular function (GO): ubiquitin protein ligase activity
Source: RefSeq, a predicted model, not a curated record
UUCCCUGUGCACUUGCAAUGGUCGUCGUUCUGACAUUACUCGGCAAAUUCCUCUAACGGGAGGUGCAAUGAAGGCAGGGGCAUCGUCCAUGUGGGCGUCAUGCUGUGGGCUGCUGAACGAGGUGAUGGGCACGGGCACGGUGCGGGCGCAGCAGCCGGGGUUUGGAGCAGGGGCGGGGCCCUUCCGCUUCGCCCCCAGCGCUGGGUACUCCACCUACCCCCCCACCAGCUCAGGGAGCGCUGGACAGCUGUGCAAGGCCUGCGGACUGGCCUUCUCUGUCUUCAGGCGCAAGCACAUCUGCUGUGAUUGUAAGAAGAGUUUCUGCGCCCUGUGCUCGGUGCUGCAGGAGAACCUGCGCUGCUGCACAACCUGCCACCUGCUGCGCGGCACGGCCUUCCAGCGGCCUCGGCUCAUGCAGCUCCGAGUGAAAGACCUGCGCCAGUACCUGCUGCUGCGCAACAUCCCCACCGACACAUGCAGGGAAAAAGAGGACCUGGUGGACCUGGUGCUCUGUCAUCAGGGGGCGAGGGAGACCCAGAGAGCGGUGGUGGAAGAGGACGAGGAGGAAGAUCUGUCAUCUCACAAGAAAAGUAAGGAGGAGGAGGAGGAGGAAGAGGAGGAGGAGGAGGAGGAGGAAGAGGAAGAGGAAGAUGAAGGGGGAGAUGACACAGACAGUCUGCACUCCCUCCCCCACUCCCGUGCCGCCUCGCCCCCCUCCGCCACGCGCUCCACCUCUGAACAGUCGGUCCUCUCCGCCUCUCAGGGAGACGUGCUCAGCCCAAGUGACAGCUCAGGGACCACCAGCCAGGAGCAUGAGGAUACUCCAACAGCGUCCCUCUUGAACCUGGAGCCCACUGAAAAUAUCAUGGAGGUCAGUCCGGCGACACAGAGGAGGAUCAGGGCCUCGCUGUCUGAUCUAGACAAUGAAGAAGCGAUAGAAAACCUCUCCGUCCGCCAGCUCAAAGAGAUUCUCGCCAGGAACUUUGUCAAUUACUCCGGCUGCUGCGAGAAGUGGGAGCUGCUGGAGCGAGUGCAUCGACUCUACAGAGAAAAUGAGCAGAACAGGAAAUCCAUGGAAAAUGUGAGCAUAACUGCAGUGGUUGCAUAUCCUCCACCUCUCUGCAACAGUGGUGUUGGAGAUGGUGUCAAAGCUCAGCUGGCGGCUGACGAAAACUUGUGUCGCAUCUGCAUGGAUGCCAUCAUCGACUGUGUGCUGCUGGAAUGUGGUCACAUGGUAACCUGCACCAAAUGCGGAAAGAGGAUGAGCGAGUGCCCCAUCUGCAGGCAGUACGUAGUGCGGGCCGUGCACGUCUUCAAGUCUUAAAACUCCGAGCGUGUGCGCGUCAGAGCAGCCCUCAGGCGUGCACGUGGCCCGAGCCCUGAAUCUCUCACUGAGGAUGAACUGCCGUGCAUGACGUCUCACAGGGCCUAAUGCUGCAGCAGGCGCGAGCAACUUCCCGGUCUUUGAAACCAAACUGUUGCCUCUGGCCUACCACGGUUUGUCCCCCCCAGCCCCCGAUCCCCUCUUACUAACUCAUGUUCCAGUCCCACUUCUCCUCCCUGGUGGGCCAUCUUCAGCUGCACCGGGACACUCACUCUUUCUCUCUUAGCUCUGUUAAACACACAGCAGAACCCCGCUGCCAUCACUUUCUACUCUCCAUUCUCUGUUUAGAUUUUACUCACAGGAGAGGAGAGGAGGAGGUCGCGUGGAUACUUGAAGUGGAUCGGGUUUUUUCUGUGUGCUGAAGGGAAACAGUGUGAUGAAAAAAAGAAAAAAAAAAUAUAUAAGAUCCCAGGGUUAGAGUCAAUAUGGUUUACACAGUCAUGCCACAUGACACCGUGUUAUCUCCCUCAGUGUUCUUUAGGAUGUGCAAUAUCAGAAAAAAAAGAGACUUACACGUUUCUAGAAAAUGUCAAUUCUUUAAUCCGAACACCACAUGCACCAAGUCGUCUCGUCUCACACGCAGGAGGGUGUAAGGUGCCAAACGUCAUGCCUUUGAUUGAUUGAUUGAUUGAUAUUUGGGUUAGGACUUCACAGUAUAUGCAUCUCAUAACCAGCAAGCUUGGUGUGAUA